Messenger RNA from Oryza sativa Japonica Group (Japanese rice), 1522 nucleotides. RefSeq names its product senescence-specific cysteine protease SAG39. Gene Ontology annotation, molecular function: cysteine-type endopeptidase activity. Lineage: Eukaryota; Viridiplantae; Streptophyta; Magnoliopsida; Poales; Poaceae. The record is from RefSeq and is a predicted model, not a curated record. Gene Ontology annotation, cellular component: lysosome.
GCAAAAACCCCUGUGCUAUUAGCUAACUAGUAGCUUAUAUAAAGCCUGGUUCUUUCAGAACCCUAAUCACGAUAGCUAGCUACACCAGCAGCAUGCAUGCCAGCAUCCAGCAUAAUUAAGAGUAGCUAAAAGAUCAAACAUUAACCAAGAGAAACAAUUAAUAUUAGGCAUUUAUUUAGCUCGAAUAAUCAAGUGAUUAAGUUGGUGACACUUAAUUAGGAUGGCUAGUAAUAUUGCAGUCGUCGUCCUGCUCGUGUGCACGUUCAUGGCGUUGCAGGCGAUGGCGGCGGACGCCUACUACGACAACAACGGCGGGGGCGGCGGCGACGACAGCGUGACGAUGCAGAUGUUCGAGGAGUGGAUGGCCAAGUUCGGCAAGACGUACAAGUGCCACGGCGAGAAGGAGCACCGCUUCGCCGUCUUCCGCGACAACGUCCGCUUCAUCCGGAGCUACAGGCCGGAGGCGACCUACGACUCCGCCGUGCGCAUCAACCAGUUCGCCGACCUCACCAACGGCGAGUUCGUCGCCACCUACACCGGCGUCAAGCAGCCGCCGCCGGCGACGCACCCGCACCCGCACCCCGAGGAGGCGCCCCGCCCCGUGGAUCCCAUCUGGAUGCCGUGCUGCAUCGACUGGAGGUUCAAGGGCGCCGUCACCGGCGUCAAGGACCAGGGCGCCUGCGGGUCAAGCUGGGCGUUCGCGGCGGUGGCGGCGAUGGAGGGGCUGAUGAAGAUCAGGACGGGGCAGCUGACGCCGCUGUCGGAGCAGGAGCUGGUGGACUGCGUCGACGGCGGCGGCGACAGCGACGGGUGCGGCGGCGGGCACACGGACGCCGCGUUCCAGCUCGUCGUCGACAAGGGCGGCAUCACGGCGGAGAGCGAGUACCGGUACGAGGGGUACAAGGGCAGGUGCCGCGUGGACGACAUGCUGUUCAACCACGCGGCGCGCGUCGGCGGCUACCGCGCCGUGCCGCCCGCCGACGAGCGGCAGCUGGCGACGGCCGUGGCGCGGCAACCCGUGACGGCGUACGUCGACGCGAGCGGGCCGGCGUUCCAGUUCUACGGCUCCGGCGUGUUCCCGGGCCCGCGCGGCACGGCGGCGCCCAAGCCCAACCACGCCGUGACGCUGGUGGGCUACUGCCAGGACGGCGCGUCCGGGAAGAAGUACUGGAUAGCCAAGAACUCGUGGGGCAAGACGUGGGGACAGCAGGGCUACAUCCUGCUCGAGAAGGACGUCGCAUCGCCGCAUGGCACCUGCGGCCUCGCCGUCUCGCCGUUCUACCCCACCGUCUAGGUCCUGCAGCUAGCCGGCCACCUCCAUCGCCGUCGUGCCGUCCCUAGCAAUAAUGUGCAAGCCAUCCAACUAGUUUAGGUGUUGUUACAGGGUCUGCAAGGUACGUAAAGGUGAAGUAAUAUGAACCGUUGAUUAAGUGAGAGGAAUUGUACGGAAAUAAAAUUAUCGUAAACGAUGGUAAUGGAAUAAUUAACUAGUAAAAAAUGAUCAUUUUCUUUAUGUGAAUUA